This is a messenger RNA of Amphimedon queenslandica, 1428 nucleotides long. RefSeq names its product ephrin type-B receptor 5-like. Gene Ontology annotation, cellular component: dendrite; plasma membrane. Lineage: Eukaryota; Metazoa; Porifera; Demospongiae; Haplosclerida; Niphatidae. The record is from RefSeq and is a predicted model, not a curated record. The transcript is spliced from 12 exons. Gene Ontology annotation, biological process: protein phosphorylation; axon guidance; ephrin receptor signaling pathway. Gene Ontology annotation, molecular function: transmembrane-ephrin receptor activity; protein binding; ATP binding. The annotation marks the transcript as partial.
AAUUUCUUUUGUAAAUUGCUAAUGGCUAUUGCUAUCUACUGGUGUCUUUUAUUGUUGGAAUGCUUGCCUCAAGUUUUAUCUUUGCUCCUGGUUCAGACUACCCCACCUUCUCCUACUCCAGUAUGCCCUGGCAGUAAACUAGUAUUCACCUGUUCAACCACAAGGAGCAAUUUAUUUUUUGGGAUAGGAUUAAGACCUGAUCGUGUAUACGUGAUAACAAGUAGUAGCAGCCCAGGAACAGUUUCUGAGAGUUUCUAUGUUACUGCAGCACAAGUUGGUAACACACUAGAAUGUAAUUUUACAAAUGAAUCAGUUCCUUUACAAUUGGAUGGAACUAUCAUCAAUUGUUCAGAUGACUAUGGAUCAACUCUUAAUAGAACAGCUGUUCAUAUAGCAGAUAUACCAGAAUCAGUUAAUAAUACUAUGGUAUAUCCUAUUAGUGAUGAUUCAUUAUUCAUCGAUUGGAGUGCUUCAGAAUCAUUAUGUAUAGAUUACUAUAAUGUUACUAUUAUUAGUAACAACACAAAUUCUGAAUCUAUUACUACUAAUAGCACUAAUGUAACAAUUGAUUCUCUCAUUACUGGUACUGAUUAUUCAUUUAUCAUUGUUCCUGUUGAUACCGGUGGACGAGAAGGACCUCCUUCAACAAUAGAGUACACAGGGAAUGUCAGUGUAAGUACUACUGUUAAAAGCAGUUCAAUUAUUACUACUGAAAAAAUCUCAUCAGUGACAACGUUAUCAGUGGACUUAAGUAAACAGUUAACUUUAAUUGGAAGCGUAUCAACAAAUGCAUUUACAUCAUCAGUUACAGCCUACACUAAUUUACCACAAUCAUCAACAAUGUCAGCACAAGCCACAUCAACUGCCAGCAAUAGUCUGGCUGGUCUGGACCAGUCAGUCUAUUAUAGCAAUACAGCCACUCCUACUAGCACUGAUACUGGCUCAAAUAUUGUCCCUAUUAUAUUGGGAGUUAUUAGUGGAACAGUAGCAGUACUCCUAAUCAUAUUUGCAAUAUUGAUGAUAAUAGUGGCAAUCAAGAAGCACAGAAGUAAUAAUGUAAAAAAGGACAGCUCUACUACAGCAGGUAAUUUUGUCUCUUUAGACCACUCCAGAAUUCCUCUAGAUUUGAAUUCAGCUUAUCAAAUACAUUAUCAAAAGGAAGAGACAUAUACAGAUGACACUGUUAUUGAGCAGUUGUUGAUCAAAUAUUUAAUACCGUCUUCACAAAUUGAUAUACAAGAAGCCAUUGGCCAAGGUGAGUUUGGAAUUGUUUAUAAAGCAACUAUGAAACCAAUGAAUAAAAGUGAACAAGAAAUUGCUUUAAAAACACUCAAAGGAGAAUUUUCCCAGAGUGAUGUCAAUUCUCUUCUUGAAGAGUGCCUACUGAUGUCAAACUUUGAUAAUCCUAAUGUGCUGUCUCUCAUUGGU